This is a messenger RNA of Truncatella angustata, 1158 nucleotides long. RefSeq lists its product as uncharacterized. The transcript is spliced from 3 exons. The coding region runs from base 1 to 1158 and encodes 385 amino acids. The record is from RefSeq and is a predicted model, not a curated record. NCBI's taxonomy places the organism in Eukaryota, Fungi, Ascomycota, Sordariomycetes, Amphisphaeriales, Sporocadaceae.
AUGGACGAACUGAAUGCUCUUACACAAGAGGAAGCCAGCAGAAACGGAGUUUUCUGGGCUUUAUAUUCAGACAGUACUUUGGACACUCUGUCUGCCUCGCGCGGUGCAAAUGGCUUGCUCAUUAUAGAGCAAGCCUCUCUUCACGAAAACAGUUUGCUACCUUUUACGGGUCGCGCCUCAAUCCCCGGACAAGAUGGGGUGCAUUCAAAUCUACGGUUGGUGUCUGUUGCCUGCGCAUCCACGAGCAAUGGCACAGGUCUCAAAAUCUCUCAGCCAAACUUCUUUGGUCUCUUGGAUGCAAUGUCGGUAAAUCGGCAUGCGCUUUAUCUUAUUCAAAACGAGUAUGACGGGUUCCAUAUUAUACCAAACGGGCCCACGAUGACGUUCUUCAUUGGCACGUGGCUGUACGCAUUGGCAUGGUCCUUUGAUCCUAGCGAUCUCUCAACAAGAGCCAUAUUUAUAGACCGGUCUCGUGACUGCUACGCUCCGUUUGUUGAGCUCUUGAAACGUUUUCUGCAGUAUACAUCUAGUCCUGCUCUCCUUGCAUUUGUCACUGCCGUUCACGUUACAAGAUUCGACGACACAACUACUUCGCAUGAGCUAGCCCAUAUACAUUUCGUCGCCAGAGAAAUUGGAUACGACUCUAGGCGGCACGUCAAAUCAGGCAUGAAGCAUGAUAUCAAUAAGCUCACCAACUACCAUCAGUUGAUUGGGGGAACUCUUGAGAACAUCGCCAAUAAGCUUCGACAUCUUGGCCUCGUUGACUCCUUGUUUACCUUUGUCAUGGAAGAUCCCACUUUCAGCACGCCUAUCUCAGGUACAAUGAUGGAAGGCAUGCUCGUGAACACCGAGUAUCUCAGACGAGCCGUACCAGUUCUGCGGAGUCAGCGUGAUGCAUACGGCGAGUAUGUCAGGUACCAAAAGGAGCAAGCUGAACGAUUGUCGGAAGUUCUCUUUGGUCUCUUGACCCAUGAGGAUUCUCUCAUCAACAUCAAUAUCGCAAACCUCAGCACAGAACUCGCUAGAGCCUCCAAGGAGGAUAGCUCGACUAUGAAAGCUAUUGCCAUUCUUACCAUGGCGUUCCUUCCUGCGACGUUCUUUGCUACUCUGUUCGCCCUGCCGACGCUUGAGUCGGAGACCGUGGUUCUGGAUAUUUAG